Molecule: messenger RNA, 718 nt
Organism: Spirodela intermedia
Lineage: Eukaryota; Viridiplantae; Streptophyta; Magnoliopsida; Alismatales; Araceae
Source: the annotation of a GenBank genome assembly
AUGUCGACCGGGGUGCAGCCGGAUAUUCUUCUUCCUCUUCUUCGUCAGGGGUGAUGGGAAUGCGACGGAGGGACUGAACAACGGAGAUCGUUCAGUUGGGCGACGACGAUCUACUGAUACGACCGAAGCAAGAUGGAUGGAAUAACCUCCCUCUACAGACAUAGUAAGAUGAAGAAUCCGACGCCUGAAGAUCGAUAAAAUCGAGAGAGAGAGAGAGAGAGAGAGAGAGAGAGAGAAGUAGCUGGUUGGAUCUUCAGAGAAUGAAUUUCUCGGGAGGCCUUAUAGAACCGUCCGCACUGAUAUUACACAACGCACUCGUCCAUGACAUCCCAUCCCGAAGAUCUACCCUUCUGGGAGGAUGCUGGAGAAAAAAGGAGGGCCAGGUGAAAUACGGCGGAAAACAGGGCGAGAAGUGGCUCCGCCCUGUGAAUGUUCACACAUGAAGAGGGCCGUUCUAGAGAGAAAGAGAGAGAGGGGUCAGCCACAGAUGGGCUUCUGCGUUUGUCGACGGAAGCGGUCCAUCACGUCAGCCUCUGCGGAGCAGCUGCCGUACACUUCCUUGCCCUUUCUCUUCUUCUUUUUCUCUUUCUCGACGACCUCUAGGAUGCUCUCAAACAAGGACGCCGCGCAGGGUAUCCUCAGCACGCCUUCGUGCUGGAAGCCGAACUCCUCCUCGGCCUCCUUGAGAAGAGAGAGGAAGGCCCUGUGGCCCAGGUGA